Molecule: messenger RNA, 559 nt
Organism: Homalodisca vitripennis (glassy-winged sharpshooter)
Lineage: Eukaryota; Metazoa; Arthropoda; Insecta; Hemiptera; Cicadellidae
Exons: 5
Coding region: 128-559 (143 amino acids)
Source: RefSeq, a predicted model, not a curated record
CAGUUGGAGAAUAUGUUUACCUCAUCUCAACUUGAAGGUCAGGAAAUGAAAAAAGACAUGGAGCGUCGUUUGGAAGAAGUGCUUAGCAAAUUUGAGCAAAGCCAAACACUGAUAAAAUCAUAUCAACAUGGAGAAUCUGCUAGCAGCAAACCCCAGGAUCCUCCAGCAGUUAAGGGAAGAGCUACAACAGCUGUUGAGACGUCGGUUGCAGGGACUAGGGGUGGAUCCAAGCUGGGGUGCAUUGCCUCCCUCCACCUUCUCUUCCAAGAUGGCUACUCUCUCCCAUCAGCGUCAGAUCACUGCCAAGAAUCACAAGAUCUACUAUACUCUGAGGGAUAAGUUGAGCCAUGAUGCUGACACAGCUGCAGCUGCUCGCAGAAUGUCUGCAGACCAGCAGACUGCAGAGGACAGUCUAUUGUCUCGCUUGCGGAGGAAGGCAGCUUUGGUCAUAAACGCAACCAAGUUCACUUACCACAUGGAAUCACUGAAAAAGAAAGAUGGUUGUAACCAAAUCAAGCGCAACACAAUUCACCAAGUCUCAGCCUUUGGCUUCUUCUAG